Messenger RNA from Seriola dumerili (greater amberjack), 1013 nucleotides. RefSeq names its product ceramide-1-phosphate transfer protein-like. Lineage: Eukaryota; Metazoa; Chordata; Actinopteri; Carangiformes; Carangidae. Gene Ontology annotation, biological process: ceramide transport; intermembrane lipid transfer. The transcript is spliced from 7 exons. Gene Ontology annotation, molecular function: ceramide 1-phosphate transfer activity; ceramide 1-phosphate binding. Gene Ontology annotation, cellular component: membrane; cytoplasm; cytosol. Bases 1 to 936 code for a protein of 311 amino acids. The record is from RefSeq and is a predicted model, not a curated record.
AUGGUUUUCCUCAGACGGACAAUGCUGGUUCGUUAUCUGCUGCUGUCGGCCAUGUUGGCUCUGCUUCUCUUCAUCAGCUCCUUCUGGCUACCUCAGGGCGGAGUCAGAGACUGUGGCAGCGCCUGGCAGCCAUGUUUGAUUUUUUACCACCAAACACCCAAGCCUCUAUUGGUCCCUGAGGAGUGGGCGGAGCCUGGUGGAGCCCUGCCCCUCAUAAAGGAGUGUCCCGGCCAGUCGUUUCAGGCCUGGCGUCUGCUGCUGCAUUUAAAGUCCAGUCUGACGGACAAAGACGACAUCCUGCUGGAGCCGUACCUGCAGGGCUGGGACCAGCUCCUCAAUUUCAUGGAGUCUCUCGGGACGAUGGUCAGUUUCUUCUCUCAGAAGGUGAAGGAAAAGGUGGUGCUGAUACGAGACCUGUCACUCAAACACAGUGCAGAGGCUCAUGGGAAUCGUGGUCCAGCUGACAACUCUAGACUACAAACUCCAGCAUCUUUUGGACUAAAAACCGGGGUGUAUCGGUCGGUUCGGUCCAUGGUGGAGGCGGAGCUAAAAACGGGCGUGGUCAACUUCUCCCGGCGAACAGAUUCGGGCUGCAGAACGCUGCUGAGGCUGCAUCGAUCUCUGCUGUGGUUGAAGCUGAUGUUGGAGGGUUUGGCUGAAGGACCGGACGCAGACGGACGGUUCAAAACGCCCGGGGAGCUGAGCAGAGACGCCUACAAGGUGGCGUUGGCCCCCCACCACCAUUGGGUGCUCCGUCAGGCCGCCGAGCUCGUCUUCCUCGCCCUACCGGACAGACAGUACUUCCUGCAGCUUGUGUGUGUCCAGAAGCAGCACGAGGCUGCGCCCGUGCUCCGCAUCAUCAUCCACGCCCUGACGCUGGUGCACGCACAAACUCAACGGAUACUUGCCGAACACGACAUGCUGGAGCUGCCAUGACCGUCAACAACACGAUGAUUCGAAACGCUCGCCGCACACGCUGCAGACGCACUGCGCCUCGUCCACGUGGCUCCAGG